UUUAAGAAGAAAAAAAUAAUUUUUUUUUUGAUAAUUAGACAGUAAAAGCAAAAUGUAUUUUUUCUUUCGAAUUUUAUUUAUUUUUCUAUUAUUGUUAUGUGUCCAAAUAAUAAAUUCAUUGGACAAUGAUGCAAACUUGGAAGUUAAUAAUUGUCCGCAAAUGGAGCCGAAUAUGACAAAUCUAAUUAAUCCAAAUGAUCCCCGAUGUUUGAAUUUCAAUAUAAAUGAUGUGGAAUCAGUAUUUAAUAGAUAUCCACUGGAGGAAGUAUAUAAUUUAACAAAUCCCAAUUUGGUAAUAAUUAUGGCCGACAAUUCAAGUGAUGCUGUAAAUUUGGCAAAAUUUUUAUCCAAUAAUAACAAAUUGCUACCACAUAAAUACCAUAAUAAAACAAAGUUUUGGCAUAAAUUAAAUUCCACUGAAUAUGAAUUUAUAGUGAAAAAUUUUCAAGCCUAUGAGAAUCAAAAUAAAUCAAUGACAUUUAUUGUCUAUCCAAGGAAUAUAGAUGAUAAAUUUCUAGCUGCAAAAUUAGUAGCGGAGAGUGUAAGUCAAGUCGAAACUGUUCAAUUAAUAUUGACAUUGCCCCAUUUUGCUGAUGAGAAAUUAGACGUUCGUGUACGUCGAAUUUUUGAAUUUGCUGGAGAUAUGUUGAAAAAUGUCAAAAAAUACAGGGGUAGCUACUGUUUGGUUGUCACAAAUAAUGGGGAGGAUGAGAGUAUUGCAAAGGAUAUAGGGCAGAUGAAUAAAGGAGAAAGGAUUUAUGAGAAAUUGGAGCCGAAAAUCAAGGUGGUAAAGGAGAUUCAGGAAAUUGGUGGAAGAAUUAGGAGAAACGUUGAAAAAAUUAGGAGAAAAAAAAGGAUUGAAGAAAGCAGUGGAGUGAUCCAGGAAGCUAGUGAAACGAGCCUAGAAGCUGAUGAAAAACUUCAAUUCAACGAAGGGAUUAAGGAAACUAGCGGGAAGAGUCUAAAAACUGAUGAAGAACUUAAAUUCAACGAAGGGAUUGAGGAAACUAAUGGAAAGAAACCAAAAACUGAUGAAGAACUUCAAUUCAACGAAGGGAUUAAUGAAACUAGCGGAAAGAGCCUAAAACCUGAUGAAGAACUUAAAUCCAAUGAAACCAUCAAGGAAACUAGCGAAACGAACCUAAAAAUUAACGGAGACCUUCAAUCCAAUGAAAUGACCAAGGAAACUAAUGAACAGAAUCCAAAAGUUAAUGAAGAACCUGUGGAAUUUUUCAAAAAAAUUAAAGAACCUAACGACAAGAUCAAUAUCAAUAUUCGAAAACUCUACAUUGAUCUAAUUAACAAAUACGCCAACAAUGGAAAUACCAGUAGUAAAUAUUUAGCAAAAAUGAUCAAUGAACAGAAUAUAAUUAUCGGAGAAUUUACAUCAACAGGACAGAGGAAAUUAAUAAAUCAUCUUUAUAACAUGGAACGAUUAUCAGCCAAUAUUUAUGAUCAUGAAAGUCGCCUGCAUCAAUUUUUGGAAUGUUCUUCCAAUUCAAUUAAUAAAAAAUUAAAUUCACCAAUACGAUCACUAAUUUCACGAAUUCACUCCAAAUUAACCGAUAAUGAAUCCAAUUUAACAACACUAACAUCCGUAUUCACUGUCACUAAAAAUUUCAACAUAGCCAACAAAAGUUUAUCAACAUUUUUUAAUUGUAUUCACAAUAAUAUGAAUAUAUUUCUAAAAAAAUGCUCCGAUAAAUUAGCUCAUGAUCUCAAACCCCUUGAAAUUGAUCUUGUUGAUUUUAUCGAAAUUAACGAUUUAUUUUCCACAUUAUGUUGGUUAGAGAAACUUUUCAUUGUCAUUGAAAUCGAACACAAUAAUAUACCAAUAAAGUGGAUUACAAUUGUGGAGAAUUUUUUACAGCAAUUAAAAUAUCCUACAAAUUGGUAUUGGAAUUUACAGAGGAUUUUCAAUGAUAUCGAACCUAAGAGAGAUUCAUUGUCAUUAGAUGAAAUUGAUAUACAACUUGAUAACCUAAUUAGAGAAAUAACAAUUAAUGGAAAUUAUAAUUUUUCAUUUAUGAUAAAUGCUAUUAGAAUUGUUAGAGAUGAUUUAAGAAAGAAGCCUAUUAAAAUCUCGUGCCAUCGAGAAUCAAUUGUUAAAUUACAAGUCACUGGAGAAUUAUUGAGAUUCAGUGAAAUUCUAAAUGCUACAUCAGACUGUCAAGAUUACAAGAUAUUGGAAAUAUUUGCUCUUGAAAAAAUUAUCAUCGAUCAGGAUUUAAUUGCAAUUGGAGAGGAAAUUCUUGUUUCAAUAUUUGCACCAAUUUGGGAAGUUGUGAUGAAUAGAAGAAUUAUUUUGGAUGGAGCUUCACGAAAUUUGACAAAUGAUGAUUACAUGACACCCAAAGGGAAAAACGGUAACACUCAUACAAAUCGAAAUGGAAUUCACGGAUUAGCCGGUUUCCCAGGUGGACCAGCUGGUUCCUUCUAUGGUAUAGCGGAAAAAAUCAUCGGCCAGGAAAAUUUAACAAUUUCCCUAAACGGCGGUAAUGGAAGUAAUGGCCAAAAUGGCGGUGAUGGUGCUAAUGGAGAAGAUGGCGAGACACCAAGUGCAUCAUACAUUCAUUCAAUGUUUAAUUAUUAUCACUGUAAUUGGUUGAAUAAUUAUCAAGUUAAUUAUCGUGUUAAUCAUUCAUCGUUUCUAAAACAUUACAUACCUCUAUUUUCAACAAAUGGAAUUGCAUUCAGUUAUCGUAGUAAAUGUUACAUUCACGGAUUAAAUGGAUUCCCAGGUGGAAAUGGUGGUAACGGUGGUGUAAUUGGUAAAGGAGGUUCUGCAGGUGAUUUUCAUAUUUAUCCCCUCGAUAUUAAUAAACUUCCAAUAAUUGUGAUGGCAAAAAAUGGUAGCGAUGGGAAAUAUGGAAUUGGUGGUAGAAAGGGUUUAGGUGGUUCAACGCGGAUGGUUACAAUUUACAAUGAGAAUUAUUUUGAACAUAAGAUUGAAAAUAAUGAAACGUGUGAACGUGCAAAUUGGGGUAAAGACGGUAGGGAUAAUUACAGUAUUUUGGGUAGUAAAAUAAAGAAGGAGUCGGAGAUUAAGCAAACUUUUGCACAGACUGUGAAUCUUUAUAAAAGAUAUAUAUUGACGAUGGGUGAGAAGUAUGAAAAAUUAUACAGGCAGAUAAUUGGUAAGAGGGAAAUUAUUGAGAGUUAUGAUACUUUUGCAUUGGUAAACGAACUUAUCGAUUUGGAGUAUUAUUAUUUUCGUAUUAAUAAAAAGAAUGCGACACUUUUUAUGUAUAGAUCGUGGAAGGAGAGAUUGAUUUACUAUUCUUGGCAUCGGAAGGAAGGUGAGAGAACGGAGGAUUAUACUGCAUUGCUUCGUAAUUUGGAUAGAAUGAUUUCCGAAAAGAUACAAAGACUGGAGACUAAUAGUAAUGAACGUUCUGUAUUUAUGCUCAAGGAUUAUUUGGCACAGUGUAAUAAAAUGGGAGAAUAUUUACAUAAUGCAAGAACGGUUGUUAGAAUUAAGAUGAUUAAUAGUAAUUUCAUUAGGGAUUAUGAUGAUAAAGUGAAAGAGGCACAGGAGAUUAUUCAAGAAAAAUUGCAAAAGGAUAUACAGCAAAUGAAUUCAAAUUUAAAAGGUGAGACAGAAAUGCUUUUGAGAAAAAUAGCGAGUCUCACUGAAAGAGAGAGGAAAAAUAGUGAAGCACUGGAGAAAAAAUCGAUAGCAAUGGAUGGUAGAAUAGUAGCAAAAAGUGUAAACGAAAUAUUUGAAUUAAUAAAUUCCGUUCUUGGUUUUAUAAAUCCAGCUUUAGCGACAAUUGGUAGAAAAAUUUCAGCCGCUGGAUCAAUUGUACAAAAUUUUAUUGAUGAAACUGCUGAUUCAAGUAUUGUCGAAGUUGCAAUUCCAAAUGUCGUGGAUAGAUCGAGGGAAUUUUUUGACAAUUGGGUUGAUAUGAAAUAUGAAAUUGAGAAAAUAUCAUUGGAAAAUAGUUUGGAAAUGAUUGAGGAAAAGAAACGUGAACUUCGUGAAAAUGGUGAUGAUGUAAAACCGCUGGACAGUGUUGCAUCAUCAAUAAUUGAAUUAAAGGAUGAAAAAAUUUUAGGUAAUGAUGUAAUGAAAUUAUUGGAUGAUAAAUUAAUAAAAGAGGAAUCAUUGUGGAAAAAAUUGAAUGUGAAUAAAAAAUUUAUUUACAAUGGUGCAUUAAAGGCAAUUGAACAAAUAAGAACGUUUACGCGUAUGAAACAAAUGUUAGGUGAUCUUAGUGAUAAAUUCGAAGACGUGAAGAAUAAACGUCAAAUGAAGGAAAUUAGUGAUAAAAUUCAUAACGCAUUUGAAAAAACGAUUAAUUUACGUAAUUUCAAAGAAGAUAUUUAUAUGAAAAUGAUACCAUUGAUUGAGAAAAUAAGAGACGAUACCGAUAUUAAUGGAAAAUAUUCUGAAUCAUCGAUUGCAUAUUUAGAUUUUAAAAAAUUUCAAAUGAAAGAAUAUUUUCAGGAAAUAUUGGAACAACUUGAAUUGUUUAUUAAACAAUUUAAACUUGAAUCAUUAUUUGCGACAACAAUGAAAAAUAUGCAUGAUGUUAUUGAUAUGGUAUUGAGUACCUAUGAAAGAAUACAAGAAUAUGUUGAUACGAUGAAAAAAGCAAAUUACGAAAGAGAUCUCUCCCUUGCGCCAUUUGAUGUCACCUAUAUCAAAAAUACUGAAUUAAGUCUACAAUUAGCAAAAAUGAUUAACAUUAUCUAUGCAAAUAAUGUUUUAGAUAAUUACAAUAAAUGGAUAUCAAGUUUUCGACAAUAUAUUUUUCCAUUUGCUGAUAAUUUUAUUGUUCAUGAUUCAUCAUUCAUUGAAUUGAGAGGAAUAUUUCCAAAAGCUGAAGAGGCAAGUAAAAUUUUACAUCUUCUUGGUGAGAAAUUAUCACGUAAACGUGCGGAAUUUAAUGAAUUUGAAAAAACAAAUAAUGCCAAAUUUGGUUAUAAUUUACCACCAUUUUAUGUUUGGGAGAAUAAUUCUAAUCAAAAUGAAAUACAACAAAUUCUUGAGGGUAAAACAAUUAAUUUAUAUGCCGAUAUAAUAGAACAUAAAAUUUUGAAUGCUGUUAAAUUUCGUGAUAUUUGGUUACGUCUUCGUUUAAUUGAUUCAACAUUGAGUGAUGAAGAAUUAAGAAAUGAUAUAAAAGGUUUUUCAUUUAAAUUAACACACUUGGGUGAUUCAUAUUAUAGAUGUGACAAUGAAGUUUAUUUAAUUUCAUCAAAUUCUCAUUUAUUUGAAAAUGUUUAUAAUUCAUUGGAUGAAAAUGAUGAUGAAGAAAAUGAAUUUCAUGAAGACGAUGAUAAUAAUUUAAAUGAAAAACAAAAAGGUGAUUAUUUAUUGAGUCCAUAUGCAACGUGGAAAAUUGAAUUAAUAAGUCGUGAUGUUGAUAAAAAUUUUGAUAAUCUAAGAAAAUAUCAUUCGAAAAUAAAUAUUGAAUUAGUUGGAUUUGGUCGUUACACAGAUCGUCAUUUAGAUAUUUGUCAAAGUAAUUUAACAAAGUACUACGAAAAAGUUUGGUAGUAAUUUAAAUAUUUAAUUAUAAUCAUUUUGAUAUAAUCUAAUUAAAUAAUAAUUGUAAAUCACGAAAAUAAAUAUUCUUUGUAAGUAAAAAAUAAAUCUCUUAUUAAAUUAA
Messenger RNA from Leptopilina boulardi, 5618 nucleotides. RefSeq lists its product as uncharacterized. NCBI's taxonomy places the organism in Eukaryota, Metazoa, Arthropoda, Insecta, Hymenoptera, Figitidae. The transcript has 3 exons. Bases 53 to 5506 code for a protein of 1817 amino acids. The record is from RefSeq and is a predicted model, not a curated record.